This is a messenger RNA of Pteronotus mesoamericanus, 411 nucleotides long. RefSeq names its product 39S ribosomal protein L42, mitochondrial-like. The transcript has a single exon. Gene Ontology annotation, cellular component: mitochondrial large ribosomal subunit. Bases 1 to 411 code for a protein of 136 amino acids. The record is from RefSeq and is a predicted model, not a curated record. NCBI's taxonomy places the organism in Eukaryota, Metazoa, Chordata, Mammalia, Chiroptera, Mormoopidae.
AUGGCAGUAGCAGCUGUGAAAUGGAUGAUAUCAAACAAAGCUGUCUUGAAACAUUUCUUUCCAAUUCAAAAUGGAGCUUUAUACUGUGUUUGCCAUAAAUCCACGUAUUCUGCUCUUCCAGAUGACUAUAAUUGCAAAGCAGGGCUUGCUUUGACAUCUGAUGGCAGGACGAUAGUUUGCUACCAUCCUUCUGUGAGCAUUUCAUAUGAACACACAAAACCUGUGCAUAAUUAUGAAGAAACACAGGAUCAAGUACUGAAAACCAGACUAGAAGAAAAAGAUGAACACCUUGAGCAAGGACCCACGAUAGUACAAGUUAACAAAGUGUUUUUUACUACUAAGCACCGCUGGUAUUCUCGUGGACAGUAUCACAGACAUCGUAAGAAACUGAAUCCUCCAAGAGACAGAUGA